CCAUCUCCCACGGAGCGUGCCAGACCAGAAACAACUCCGCUGCAGAGAGAGUAAAGAUGCAAAGAUGAAGGUGUUGUACGUGGCUGCUUUUCUCAUCGGGCUCCUCUCCCUGGAGAGCACCAGAGCAGCUCCAUUGAAAAAGCAGUUGUGGUCGGUGGGCUCCGGUAGCGUAAAGACCGAUGAGGUGGGAGAUGGCAGCUUUAACGACAUCAGCAAAAACAACCAAUUCUGGUCAGUGGACUCCGGUAUCCUGAAGACCAGUGAAGUGGGUGACAGCAGCUUUGAUGACAACAGCAAAAACAACCAAUUCUUCUGGUUACAUGGCAACAGCAACGUGGCCAACGGCAACAUAGGCAACAACAACGGUAACAAUAACUACAAUGGAUAAAACAAUAAUUUCUAGUCAGCGAUCCUGGAAUGAUUAAUUAACAGGAGACACGCUGAUGAAACCAGAUCUGCUGAACCGGCGACGAUGCCAUUACGUUUCCCAUGCUGCUGCCUCUCACCUCUCCUGACCAAUCAAAUGCCACAUGAGAAUCAUCAAUUGGACUGACUGGGACUCUAACUGAUCACUGUGCUGUUCAUUGAUUGUGGUGUCUCUCGAUAUAACAGGGGGCAAAGAGCUCUGUCUCUCUGCUGCCCUGGGGAAUGCCAAGAGCUUUGCAAAAAUAAAAAUAAAUGCAACUGUAC
This is a messenger RNA of Chelonoidis abingdonii (Abingdon island giant tortoise), 690 nucleotides long. NCBI's taxonomy places the organism in Eukaryota, Metazoa, Chordata, Testudines, Testudinidae. The record is from RefSeq and is a predicted model, not a curated record.